AAAACAAUCAAAGGUGGUAGUGGUACUCGUCCAUGGAGAUCUUACUUUACAGUUCAUGAUUCAUUGAAUGCUUCUUUUGAAACAUUAGUACAAAUUUUACGUGGAAGAAACGAACAACAUCGGAUAUAUCCGAUUAAUACAGUGUUGUUGGGCGAUACUGUUGAUCUCAUAAGAAAAUUUGCAUUAAUAUUUGAUCAUUUGGAAUUUUCGAAUCAUCCAACGCUACAAAACAUUGUUCGUUAUUAUAAAAUGGCUCAUUAUUGUCGGAUUGAAAAAAAUGCACCACAACAGAAAUUAAUCAUUAACACAUUGAAAUUAGAAAUUAUAACGGCUCUAAACGAUAAAUAUUGGCCUUCAAUAACAACAUUGCAUUGGAUCGCAACAUACCUUGAACCUAUAUUCAAACAUCUGGCAUUUGUUGAUGACAAAAAAGAUUCUGAAAUGCGUAAAAAUGAGAUACGAAAAGGAUUGCAUGUCUUGGUCAAUGAUAUUGGGUUGAUGCAUAAUUAUCCGGCCACUUUAUUUGUUGACCAUUUUAUGAUUAAAAAUCGCAUUUUUUUUAUAGAUUUUUUGUCCAAUAAUAAUCUUUAUGUUCUAAGUGAUAAAAAUGCGUGUCGAAAACCACGUUCACGUGC
Didymodactylos carnosus is the source of this 635-nucleotide messenger RNA. The record is from the annotation of a GenBank genome assembly. NCBI's taxonomy places the organism in Eukaryota, Metazoa, Rotifera, Eurotatoria, Philodinida, Philodinidae.